Messenger RNA from Seminavis robusta, 2394 nucleotides. The record is from the annotation of a GenBank genome assembly. Lineage: Eukaryota; Bacillariophyta; Bacillariophyceae; Naviculales; Naviculaceae.
AUGCUUUUGAUUUGCCUUUACCGAUCCAAUGAACUGGACAACAAUCACCAGUUUUCUGAUUUGAUACAAGAGGUAGAAAAGAAGAAGAGGUUUCAUGAUGUGCAUACUACAUACCUCGCAAUGACAAAUCUGGAUGUUGCUUCUAUCAACGACCUACUCUUGGAACUGCUCAAUAUGGAUGACCCUGAUUAUGAAAGCACGCGGCCACUGGCAGAAUUGUGCCACAAACGGACUUUGGGUAAUCCACUGCAUGCAAUCAGCUUUGUCGGACAACUCUCUGAUGAAAAGUUUCUCAAGUUUGAUCUAGGCAAGGUUUGCUGGCAUUGGGACAUUGAUCAAAUUCUCUCCAAAACAUUUGCAAUGUCAAACGUUGUUGAACUCAUGAGUCACGAGAUGGCAAAGCUCCCUCUGAUCCUUCAGCGACGCCUAUGCGUGGCAGCCUGCUUUGGAAACUCGUUUCAGGCCCAUAUUCUCAAUGCUGUUUUGCAAGAAAUGGAGGAUGAAGAGGAAUCUAUCAUUACUCUUCCUGAUAUGAAAGUGUCCAACGACAGUGAAGACAAUGAAGACGUGACUCUUGAUAACUGGUUGUCCUUCUCUGAAUCUUGUGGGUUUUUGGAACAGCAGAUUUCAAGUCCAUUAUCUCCAGCCUUAUCCUAUCAAUGGGUUCAUGACUCUGUCCGGGAAGGAGCUCUGGCCCUAUUGUCACCGGAAAAGUUGAGCAAAUUGAAGGGCCAGCUGGGUCGGCAACUUCAGAAGAGCCUUUCUGGGGUCGAAUUGGAAUCCAUUACUUUCAUUGUGGCAAACCUGCUUCAUGAUGGCCCCAAAAUUACUGAUGAGGCUGAGUUUAUCCUUUUUGCCAGUAUCAAUUUGGAGGCAGCACAGAAAGCAACACGUGUAUCUGCAUUUGCAACCGCUGCGCAGUAUGCAUCCAGAGGUAUUGACUUGCUUCCAGAAAAGAAGUGGGAGACCAACAAAGACCUGACACUGGACCUCUAUACAAUUGCUGCUAUGACUGAAUAUAUGGCUGGCCUUCGGGAAGCAGUGAAUGCACGGUUUCAAGAAGUCAAAGCAAGAAAUGACAUUCCUCUGGCUUCAAAACUUGAAGUCUAUGCUUCUCAAAUCAGAUCUCUAUGUGCAACAACUGAUCGGGAUGAUGGCAUCGCCCUAGCACUAUCCGUCUUAGAGCAGCAAGGGAUCCAAUUCCCCAAGACAACUGUGGGAAGAGCUCUAUCUACCAUCAUUUUGCUAGUGAAAGUCAAGAAACAGUGCAAGGAAGUCACCUCCACUGAUUUGGCACAGCUUCCAGAAAUGGACUCCCAAAAUGUUAGCAAAAUGAAGCUUUUGCGUGAACUUACCAACUACUGCUAUGGUUCAGCAAAGUAUGGCAUGAUCAUGCCUCUUGCCAUUCUCACUUCUGCAAGGCUCACCUUCAAGCACGGCGUAUCAAUCUUUGCGCCUCCAAACCUGGCAGCAGUUGGAGUUGUCUUCACGGGGUUUUUGAGGAGCUGGUUGGAUCCACUCAGCUCUUGCCGGCCUCAUUUCAUGAAGGGCUAUGAGAUUGGACUCCGCAUUGGUGAUGCUGAAUUUGCUUCUUAUUGUGUCUUUACAUACAUUACAAGCGGGCUUCAGACCGGAAGGCCACUGAGCGAGCUCGAGAAUGACUGCCGAUUAUACGCCAACCAAAUACGUGUCCACGUGAUCAGACACUGUACACCCUACUGGCUGGCCAUUGUGCGGCUGAUUGGCUGUGAAGAGCAAACAGAGCCACUGUUGGGUGACACUGAGGCAAGGAUGACUUUGGAUGAGCUUGUAGAGCGAGAUGAAGCUAUUGAGAACCUUGCUCUGGCUGCAUCAGCAAUGAAAAGCCGGCUCUACGCCAUUUUUGGAGACCAUGAAGCUGGAGCAAAGCUUGCCCUUGAAAGGGGUGACCAAUUUGGAAAGACAUUGCCAGCAAUACACAUGAUCAUGCCCGAGACUUUUGCUCGAGGAGUCUCACUUUAUGCCAUGGCCAUUGAGACCAAGAGUAGGAGGUACAAACAUCACGCAAGAAAGGUCCAUGCUACCAUAAGGAAAUGGAGAGAGGCUGGGAACCCAAAUGUCAUUGGAUAUGAGAAGCACCUGGAUGCCGAAGAUGCUGUUCUAAGAGGAAAGUUUGACAUGGCUAUUUCCCUCUAUCACUCAGCCAAAGCAAUCUCCUCACGAAGCGGACUAGUCCAAGAUGCAGCCUUGGCUGCUGAGCGUUGUGGUGAGAUGCUGCUACUCCAACAAUCGCCUGUAGAUGCAGCCCCCUUGCUGGAAGAAGCAUUGAGUCUGUAUCGCAUUUGGGGGGCACAUGCCAAGGCUGCACAACUCCUCCAAAAGCACUCUGGGAUUCUUCACGAAAAGAACCUCUAA